AUGGAUCUGAACCGUCUUCUCUUCAUCUGCAGCUUCAUCAGACUCUCAGGUGCUCAGGACAUUACUACGGUCAGGCAGAUAUCUGUUCGGAGAGGACAGUCUGUCAUAAUUCCUUGUUUAUAUAAUCAGAAAUAUGCAUUUUCAUGCAAAUACUUGAGCGCUGGAUACUAUUGGCUAUUGAGUGAUUAUGUGGAGUUCCCUGACCAGAGAUUUCAUCACAAAACUGUAUUUAUCUCAGAUGACGCGUCACGUCACAGCUUCACCGUCCGCAUGGAUAACGUCCAGGAGUCUGGCUAUUACUGGUGUGCUAUUCAUAUUCCUUCAGCUUUUGAUGAACGGGCGAGGUUUUUCUUAAACGUCACAGCAGAGUCUCCAGGACUUCUCGUGAACUCUCAGAAUGUGACGGGAUCUGAGAAUGGCAGCGUUACCAUCAGCUGCUACCAUCAGGGAGGACAAUAUGGUGUAAAAUGGUGUAAGUUUGGAGGCCAGUGCAUUACAGGAAUGCCUGUUCAUAUCACUGUCGAUCAGAAGAAGAGCAGAGAGAGUCCGGUUACAGCAGAGUCUGAUCAGAUCUCAGCCAGCGCUCGCAAAAGGACGGCUAUCUUAUUUCUGUUGCCUGUGAUUUUGGAGAUUCUCCUGAUGAUAAUCAUUUACUUGGCACUGAAACUGUUGAAGUUUUGCAAAAAAAGAUUCCUGCAGUCUGAGGAUGAAGCAGAGGAGGCUCAGUAUGUGACGAUGCACAGAAAGCAGUCGUCGCGUUCAUAUGGCUGCGCUGCUGCUGAAGGAGUGUAUGAAAAUAUGGCUGGACUCAAAACAAACAGUGAGUCUCAGAGAGAUCCGGAUUAUGUGAACAUUAUGAAGACGUGACUGUGAACCUGGAUCAACUUUAAUAUCAGUUUCUUUAAUAUCUUCCAUUGGCCACAAAUUCAACACAGAAAAUUAUUCCAUAAUUAAGAGAUUAUUCAAAGCUGUAUUCAUUAAACAAAAUAUCCUGGUGAAUUAAUAAGGAACUUACAUAUCUAAUAUAUUACUGGGUAACAC
Sinocyclocheilus anshuiensis is the source of this 1041-nucleotide messenger RNA. RefSeq lists its product as uncharacterized. Lineage: Eukaryota; Metazoa; Chordata; Actinopteri; Cypriniformes; Cyprinidae. The coding region runs from base 1 to 867 and encodes 288 amino acids. The record is from RefSeq and is a predicted model, not a curated record. The transcript has 8 exons. Gene Ontology annotation, molecular function: transmembrane signaling receptor activity. Gene Ontology annotation, cellular component: plasma membrane.